CUAUGACACAGUGCAGUAUGUGUAGCGUGCAUCGUGUUUGGCUGGACAUCGUCUUUUGAGUUGACUCAUUUGAAAGGGUCGACGCUGCGUAGCGCCGACCAAGUCGUAGAUCUACGAUCGUCCUACAUGUAUCUUGGCGUUCACGUGGGACUCGCUAUUUCAACGCUUGAGCUUGAGCAAGUAACAGUUAGUUGAGGUACUCGAGGUGUCGGCUGCAAAAUCGCACAAGUAUAAUAAUUGUACUUCGUCACCUUCUGCAGGUACUACAGUAGUACUACUACUAGUAGUAGGAGAAAAAGCCGAACCAUCUGGGCGACGAGCUGAGCUGGGAACGGUGCACCGGUGGCUGCUGGAUUGGCCACAUACGCCGGGUAGCCUGUACACCCCGUAGACACCCGUCCAAACAACUGGGAUUGACUGCAGACUGGAGCGAUGAGCAGUGGAGGUCAGGCCGGUAGCGGCGCUGCUGGUUCAGGUGCUAGUAGACCAGUGAGCAGUGGCAUUAGUGCUGGCCUGCAAGGUAAUCCGCAUGCACAGCGGAAUCGACCAGCGUCUGCAGACUGGACGAGAGGUCAUGAAGUGCAUAUGGAGGGCCGAGAACCUUUCCAGGUGUGGAGAUCCGGACUUCAUAGUCAAAUCGCCAGCCUUGAGAAGAACUUGGAUAAUGUGGAAGACCAGAUAGAUGAGCUAGAGGACAGUGGAGAUGACCCAGCACCUUGCAAAAGUGCGGAAAAAGAUGGGAAAGUUGGUGAGGAUCCUGAAGCUAUGGUGAGAGCGAAACCUAUUGCAAAGGCCCAACCCAAGAAGUGAACAAGUGAGCAGGCUGCUUUGCCUCAGUUGACCAGCAGCACAUGAUCAUUGCACUAUGCACAUGUGAGAGACUGCCCCAGGUACACCUUUUUCCAAAUAACUAUUACCGUAUAAUUAACGCUAUUAAAGUUUUGUUCAAACCAUCUGCUAAUUACUUGGUCCUCGCAGUAGCAAAGGAUCAACUGAUAAUUCAUGUUGAUAUGCUACCCGAGCAGUGUAUCAUAAUUAUUGACUAUAAUUGAGAAACCAUAAUUAUUGCUCUACUUUUGCCUAGAAAUCACAGCAGCAGUGUUUGCCUAAUACAUACUACAUGUGCCAGUACGCACGUUUUGGCCAUAUGGCACGCGAGCCUCAAGUUGCCAGUGUUCAAAAACAUCGUCAUAGAUCUCAGUGACACAGCACAGCCCCAUCAAACGUUCAUCACUUAGUCCAUUUUUGACACUGUGAAGCACAACGUAAAUUUGCACCAGUACAUGAUUCUCAGCUGCCUUCUUGAAGUACAUGACCAGUACAUUCUCAGCUGCCUUCUUGAAGUACAUGUACAAUGUACUUUUAAUCCUUCUCCGUAUUUCUGAGCUACUGAUAGUAAUGCGAUCAGAUUUGAACACAGUGCAUUUUCUCUAG
Messenger RNA from Sycon ciliatum, 1434 nucleotides. RefSeq lists its product as uncharacterized. Bases 433 to 810 code for a protein of 125 amino acids. NCBI's taxonomy places the organism in Eukaryota, Metazoa, Porifera, Calcarea, Leucosolenida, Sycettidae. The transcript is spliced from 3 exons. The record is from RefSeq and is a predicted model, not a curated record.